AUGCCGUCCGGGCAGCGCGCGGGGGCUCGGCCGGUGCUCAGCCAGCAUUGCCGCGCAGCCAGAGCAGCCGCCUUCCUGCGGCAGGUUGGGCGAGGGGUGCAGGCGGCGGCCGGGUUUCCUUUGCGCGUGGUGGCCGGGGCGGGUCAGGAUGGGCUGCAGCCUGACCUCCUGCCCGGCCCCAUUGUGCUGCGCUGCCUUCCCUUUCCUACGCCCGCGCCGGCUGCCGUGAAGUUCAUGCGGGAGGUGACCCCCUACAUCAAGAAGCCCUCGCUGGUGUCGGACCUGCCGUGGGAGGGGGCUGCCCCGCAGUCGCCCAGCCUGAGCGGCAGCGAGGACUCGGGCUCCCCCCAGCACCAGGGCCCCCGCGACCGCAAGGUGAUCCCCCUCAAGAUGUGCUUCGCUGCCAGGAACCUCAGCAUGCCCGACCUGGAGAACAGACAGGUUCCCUCUCCGGCUGCCGACGGCAUCGGAGGUGCCAUCAUGAUGGAGAAGCCCAACGUGCGGUGGAGUGACGUGGCCGGCCUGGAGGGAGCCAAGGAAGCUCUGAAGGAAGCCGUGAUCUUGCCCAUCAAGUUCCCACACUUGUUCACCGGGAAGCGCACGCCCUGGCGAGGGAUCCUGCUCUUCGGGCCCCCCGGCACCGGCAAGUCCUACUUGGCCAAGGCCGUGGCCACCGAGGCCAACAACUCCACCUUCUUCUCCGUGUCCUCCUCGGACCUGAUGUCAAAGUGGCUGGGAGAGAGCGAGAAGCUGGUGAAGAACCUCUUUGAGCUGGCGAGGCAGCACAAGCCCUCCAUCAUCUUCAUCGACGAGGUGGACUCGCUGUGCGGCUCCCGCAACGAGAACGAGAGCGAGGCGGCCCGGCGCAUCAAGACGGAGUUCCUGGUGCAGAUGCAGGCCCCAGGCCCUGACUACAACCCCCAGCCUGCCUGGGGAGCAGCCGGGCAGGGAAAGGCGGAGAGGAAGGGCCAGGAGCCGCGCUGA
Molecule: messenger RNA, 984 nt
Organism: Nipponia nippon (crested ibis)
Lineage: Eukaryota; Metazoa; Chordata; Aves; Pelecaniformes; Threskiornithidae
Source: RefSeq, a predicted model, not a curated record